CCUGCGGCUCUGCAGACACAUGUUGCUGCACCAGAAGGGCGUUGCGUUUGACAGCAACAUCCUCAGACACAAAAGCUUUUUGUUGUCGUUGUGUAACUGGCGGCUUUUCUGUUGCUGCAGGACAAACACGCGUUAACGCUUUGUGAGGUUUUGUUCAUUAAGACAUUCCUCUGCGGAUUGGGGCGACACACACACACACACACACACACACAGAGGGGGUCUUUACAUAAUAAGGUGAAAUGCGCCCUUUAAAAGCGGGCUUCUUUUAGGGGCGCCGAGGAGGCGCAUCGCAAACGCGCGGAGCAGCGAGUGGAAAAGUCUGGAAACAGCCACACUUUGUUGCGUCAAAUCGUCUUCACGAUGGUGUCCUCUUCCCCGCUGGAUGAGGGCUUCUCCGAGCUGGAUGUGUUCUCUUUGGGGUCAUGCCUGAUGGUGGAAGGUCUGCUGGGUUUCUUCUUAAAUGCGGUGACGGUGGUGGCUUUCUUCAAAGUGAGAGAGCUGAGGACACCCAGUAAUUUCCUGGUGUGCAGUUUAGCGCUGGCUGAUAUAGGCAUUUCCGUCAACGCCACUGUGGCUGGUUUUUCCAGUUUUCUGAGGUACUGGCCCUAUGGCUCUGAAGGAUGCCAGACUCACGGUUUCCAGGGCUUCCUGACAGCACUUGCCAGCAUCCACUUCAUUGCUGCUGUUGCAUGGGAUCGAUACCACCACUACUGCACCAGAACAAAACUGCAGUGGAGUACUGCCAUCAGUCUGGCUGUAUUUAUUUGGAUAUUCUGUACCUUCUGGGCAGCUAUGCCCCUCAUUGGGUGGGGAGAAUAUGACUAUGAGCCACUCAGGACCUGCUGCACUCUGGAUUACAGUAAAGGAGACAGAAACUAUGUAUCCUACUUGGUUCCCUUGUCCAUCUUCAACAUGGGCAUCCAGGUGUUUGUGGUCAUGUCUGCUUACCGGGCCAUUGCACAGAAAUUCAAAAAGACUGGCAACACUAGGUUCAAUGCCAGCACUCCACUGAAGGUGCUGCUCUUCUGUUGGGGCCCCUAUGGCAUCCUGGCGUUCUAUGCUGCUGUGGAGAACGCCACCCUGGUCUCUCCACAACUCAGGAUGAUUCCUCCGAUCCUGGCAAAAACCUCACCGACUUUCAAUGUUUUCCUUUAUGCAUUGGGAAAUGAGAACUACAGAGGAGGUAUCUGGCAGUUACUUACAGGGGAAAAGAUUGCUGCGCCUCAGACUGAGAACAAAUCCAAAUAAAUUAAGCUUGUAAUAAUUGCACCCACUUGCAGUCCUUGUGGUUUCUCACAGGGAUUUGUUUUUUGUUUUUCUGUUUGAUACGGUGCAUGUGUUGUAGCCUUUGUCCCUUGCAGCACGUGUCAUGGGUUGUGCAUCACAUGCAAGGAUUUUGUGAACUGUAACUGUUUGUGGUCAUUGUGAAAAAACACUGAAUUUACUUGAAACAAAGACUUUUCUUGUAUCUUUCCUUGUACAGUAAAUGUGGCCAAUUCUGUAAAAACUUGA
Messenger RNA from Thalassophryne amazonica, 1512 nucleotides. RefSeq names its product retinal G protein coupled receptor a (gene rgra). NCBI's taxonomy places the organism in Eukaryota, Metazoa, Chordata, Actinopteri, Batrachoidiformes, Batrachoididae. Gene Ontology annotation, biological process: visual perception; phototransduction; G protein-coupled receptor signaling pathway. Gene Ontology annotation, molecular function: G protein-coupled receptor activity. Gene Ontology annotation, cellular component: membrane. The record is from RefSeq and is a predicted model, not a curated record. The coding region runs from base 361 to 1248 and encodes 295 amino acids. The transcript is spliced from 7 exons.